Messenger RNA from Cyprinodon tularosa, 3443 nucleotides. RefSeq names its product integrin alpha-6-like. NCBI's taxonomy places the organism in Eukaryota, Metazoa, Chordata, Actinopteri, Cyprinodontiformes, Cyprinodontidae. The transcript has 26 exons. The record is from RefSeq and is a predicted model, not a curated record. Gene Ontology annotation, cellular component: integrin complex; external side of plasma membrane. The coding region runs from base 74 to 3217 and encodes 1047 amino acids. Gene Ontology annotation, molecular function: integrin binding. Gene Ontology annotation, biological process: cell-matrix adhesion; cell-cell adhesion; cell adhesion mediated by integrin.
UUUUUGUAUUGCACUCUGCACCUUCUGCACCAAAUGUUAACAUUUCUACUUUUUGGGGAAGUUUUACAUCUUCAUGGAGGGUCAUACCAGCAGUGGACUGUGGCUGCUCACCCUGUUACUAGGAUGCGGGCAACUCAUCGCAUUUAAUUUGGACACGGAGAAUGUCUUAAGGAGAGAUGGAGAAAAAGGCAGCCUGUUUGGCUUCUCUGUUGCAAUGCACUGGCAGACUCAACCACAGAACAAGAAAAUGGUACUGGUUGGAGCACCACAAGCGAAAGCCAUAGGCAAACAAAAAUCUAAAGUGACAGGAGGAAUAUAUAAGUGUGAACUGGAUUCCGAUAAAUGCAACAGAAUUAUUUUUGAUGAUAAUGAGGAUUUGAAAACAGAAAGCAAAGAAAAUCAGUGGAUGGGGGUUACAGUCAGCAGUCAGGGUCCAGGAGGCAAAGUUUUAACAUGUGCCCACCGAUACCAGCAGCGGGUCCCAAAUUCUGAAUCGCGCACCAUCGAUGGCCGCUGCUAUGUGCUAAGUCAAGACCUAACGUUGACAUCUGACGAAGAAGAUGGUGGUAACUGGCGGUUUUGUAGUGGCCGGGACUACCUGAAAUUUGGCUCCUGCCAGCAGGGACUCUCUGCUAGAUUCGACAAGGACUACCAUUAUUUUAUCUUUGGCGCUCCAGGAGCUUAUGAUUGGAAAGGCUUGGUGCGCUUAGAGCAAAAGAACAUAACUUUUUUCACAUUACCUAUACCGAUAUUUAAUGAUGGGCCUUUUGAAACUGGAGAUGAGAGGAAACUUGACGAUAAACAAGUUCCUACACCUGACAACAGCUACCUAGGUUUUUCCCUGGAUACGGGAAAACUUUUGACCGCUAGUGGUGAACUGACGGUGGUAGCAGGAGCUCCUAGAGCCUUUUACAGUGGGGCAGUGGUGCUUUUGAAGAAGGGUGGUCCUGAUACAAGAAGCAUGGAACCGGAGCACAUUCUUAAAGGGGAGGGUUUGGCAUCUUCUUUUGGAUAUGAUCUGACUGUGCUGGAUUUUAAUGGAGACGGUUGGGAGGACAUAGUGGUAGGAGCCCCUCAGUUCUUUAAAAAGGAGUCAGACAUUGGAGGAGCUGUCUACAUAUACAUCAACAAGGCUGGUAACUGGAAGGAAGCCAAGCCAACCAGAAUCGAUGGAACUGCAGACUCUAUGUUUGGCCUUGCUGUGGAAUUCCUGGGAGAUCUCAAUCAGGAUGGAUACCACGAUUUUGCUGUAGGAGCUCCUUAUGAAGACGAUGGUGCAGGCAAAGUUUACAUUUACCAUGGAUCAGCAAGAACAAAACCCACUAACAAACACACACAGGUCUUAUCUGGCAAGUCAUUUGGAGCGAGGCAGUUUGGGUACUCUUUGGCAGGAAACAUGGACCUGGACUGGAACUUUUAUCCUGACAUGGUUGUUGGAUCUCUCUCAGAUUCAAUCUUUACAUUCAAGACCCGACCAGUUGUUAGCAUUCAGAAGGAGGUAACUUUCUCACCAAGUAAAAUCAAUCUCAGCGAGAAGAACUGUGGCAACGCCUUUUGCUUGGAAGUGAAAGCGUGCUUCACCUACGCUGCUCACCCAACGGCAAAUAGUCCCUCACUGAAAAUAAAAUACAAUCUUGAGGUGGAUGCUGAACGCAAGAAGAAUAAUCUUGAGCCCAGAGGGAAAUUCACUGUGACUCCAGACCCAGAAAAUACACACAAGUCUAUUGGUAUCCUUACCAUGAAAGCAAAAGGAAAGCAGCAAUGUGUUACAGAGAAACUUAUGAUAGAGGAAGGGAUAAAGGACAAGCUACUUGCGAUCCCCAUUGAUGUUUUAGUCAACAUUGAUGGGAAUGCUAACCGUAAACGUAGACAGACCCAAGCCUCUCAACUUACUCCUAUUCUAGAUGCUAAGGAUGUGAAAACAACUCGAACAGAGGUGGAAUUUUUGAAAGAAGGAUGUGGCAACGAUGGUGUAUGUAAUAGUAACCUGAAGCUGGAAUAUCGCUAUGGCUACACUACUCUUGAUGAGGAUAUAUUUACACCUGUAAAUAUGGAUAAGGGGGUGCCAACGAUCUCAUUAAGCACUUCAAAAAGUGUUGCUUUGGAAGUGACGGUGACCAAUAAAGAUGGAGAGGAUGCAUAUGAAGCUUUUGUAAUUGGUUAUUUCCCAAGAGCCAUGACUUACUCUGUAUACCGAGCUCCAAUAAAUUCCCAAGUCCGCUGUGAGGGAAACACGAAUGGAUCUAAGGCUGAUUGUGAGGUUGGGAACCCUUUUAAGCGUAAUACAAAGACAACCUUCUACAUUAUUUUGGGUACUACUGACCAGUUCUAUAACACUACUGAAUUUAACAUUGAACUGCAUUUAAAAACGAUGAGUGAGCAGCCCGAUCUCAUGUCUGUGAACGCAAAGGCAAAGGUGGCCAUCGAGCUGCAGCUGUCCUUAUCAGGGCAAAUUGAACCAUCUCAAGUCUCCUUUAGUGAAGAGCCCAAAGAAGUAACAGACUCAAAGACCGAAAGCGACAUUGGCAGCGCCAUCACCUAUCGGUUCACUAUUAUCAACCGAGGAAAACGACUGAAAGACAUUGGAACUGCAACCCUUCAAAUAAAUUGGCCUAAGAUGACAGAGGAAAACAAUGAUCUUCUCUACCUGAUGGAAAUCAGCUCCAAUGAACUAAAGCAGAUAAAGUGCACUCCCACUGGAGAGAUCAACCCUCUUAAAAAGAAACCAGAUAACAGAAACAGAAGGGCCACUAAUGAAGGAGGUUAUGGGACCCUGUCACGCCUGAUUGGAAACAACAAGAAAAUCAAGACACUGUCAUGCGACGCUGGAACAAAAUGCGUGACACUGAAGUGCCCCCUCUUGGGGCUGGACUAUAAGGCAACCAUCACUCUGAAAUCUCGUCUUUGGAAUACCACUUUUAUAAAGGAGUUUUCAGAUGCAAAUUAUGUGGAAGUGCUGGUGAUGGCUUCUCUACAUGUUGACAGUACGAAGAUCACAAUGCAAAAAGAUCCAGAAACUCAGGUGAGGCUGAUGGUAUUCCCAGAGAGACGUACAGCUCAGUUUGGCUCGGGAGUAGCAUGGUGGAUCAUCCUGCUGUCAAUCCUGCUCCUCCUGCUGUUGCUGGCCCUGUUGGCUUUCCUUCUUUGGAAGUGUGGACUCUUUGAGAAGAAAAAGGAUGGUCCAUCAGACAAAGAGAAGCUGACAACAAAUGCAUAAAAGUGGGUCAAAGAUGGCAUUGUGCUUUACUCCCAUUGAUGUCAAACAAAGGCAUAUUUUCACUUACACAACUAGAUUGGAUGAAACAAAAACCUUGGGAGGGGGGGAAAAGCUGUGGAUGGCAUCACAUGACAAGAACCCUACGAGAUAAAAAUAAAGGUGUUACUUGGAUCACCAGAUAUUUUUAUUUUGCACACAGAGUUGAAGAUGAAACAUUUUUGGAAAA